AUGGCUGAGGAAAAUGUCCGAGUAUCGAUCACCAAGUCUAUUGUUGAUAAUGCUUUGCUACCAAUUCCUAUUAAUGAUGAGAUUCUGUUUGUUCGCGAUGCAAUUGGUACAUGCAUUGCUUGGCCUAGAGACUGGGUUAUACCCACUGCAGCUGAUGCAAAGCAGCAAAAGCAUAAAAUUGUGAGGAGGAAAAAUAAGGAUAUAUAUGAUGAGGAUUUUGAUCAUGAUGAUUUGGACAAGCUGCCACCCAAUUUGCCUCCACCACUUAAGACGUUUGCCACAUGGGCUAAUGAUAACUUGAAGGAUGGGAUCACCAUCCAUACAACCUUAGGCGAGAAAUUAUUUGGAUAUCUAAAAAAGGUCGCCAUCUUCAGAAGGGAUGUGUAUGUCAUGACCAACAUGAAGGAGCUUCCUUUAUCAAGUGUUGAAGAAAUCGAAGAUGCUUGA
Molecule: messenger RNA, 447 nt
Organism: Rosa chinensis
Lineage: Eukaryota; Viridiplantae; Streptophyta; Magnoliopsida; Rosales; Rosaceae
Exons: 3
Coding region: 1-447 (148 amino acids)
Source: RefSeq, a predicted model, not a curated record